GUGAGACACCUAGUUUACAUGUGAAAAAAGCAAUCUAAUGUGCCACAAUGAGGCUGACAAUCUCUCUACAAAGGACGUCUAUGACGUGGUUGAAGAAGCAGCUAUGGAAAGUUAAGAAGAACUACAAGGUUGAGAAUGUCAUUCCAAUGGCAGUCUACGAGAAAGGAAUUAAUUUUGAAAAUCCAACUCCUAAUAAAACCAAAACAAAGCGAGUUCCGAUACACAUACCUCCACCACUGAGUAAUCCUCGUAAAACACUGAAGGAGCAAAAAUAUUACAAUGAGGAGCCAAUGUUGACCUUUAAUCAGAGCACUAAAAUGAUGGAGGGAUUAAAACAAGCCUGUAUUCUAACAAAGACCAUGCCCAUAGAAGGACUACCUGAUUCAGUACAUGACUUAAUAGGCAAAGAAUCUAUCCCAUACCAGGAUGAGUUGGUCCAAAGAGCUAUCAUGCAGGCCAAUGUUUGGCACACUGACAUGGACAAGAUGCCCAAACGUAUCAACAAACAGAAACCUGGCUGGAGGUUUAAGGCAGAAUGGGGCAUCAAGCUGGAGAACAGAAGUUCCAUGUUAGUAUGGGACCUACUGAGAAUAUGUGGGGUGCUAGGUGGGAAGUACAGUGACCUAACAUUGAGGAGACUAACUAAGAACCAAUUGACUGGUUGCAUACAUACGUUUGAAAACAGACAGAUCAACAUAUCAAAUGCCAGUGAGGCUCAGGUUUGGGCACCAAGGCCCCUGCCCCAAGCCAUGAACACUGAGGAUGUCGACUCAACAGUCACACACCAACUGCCUGACAUCUUCCCUGUUUCUCCAUUCAUAGAUCUGCCUCUUGUACAUUUAUAUGAAAACAAAACGCACACAGGUUGGAGCAACCCAAAGGCAGAUAGCAGGUUUCCCCAUACAAUGUACAUCACUGACAACAAGUGGGCCAAACCUGAACACAAAGAUGCAAGAGCCCUGAUGUUCCUGUUUGCCCAAGCUGUGGCCCAUUCUAAAGAGAAAUAUGGGAUGAACAUCCGCCAACUACCUGAACCAAUCACAAACCAGUGUGUUUACACAGAUGGCGCUAAAUUCAACUUUGUGACAUUUCAACUGAAUACUCUCGACACAUCUAAUCCAGAUGGCAUAAAGAAUGUUGUAUGGAUCGACAGGGACAAUGAGCUUUAUGAUAGGCAAUUACCAUUCACCCAAAUGAUGACCAGGAGAACUAAAUAUUUGGAUUAUGAUUCAGCAAUUUUUCAGAAAUUUCUAGCAAUGUAUUUAAGUGGAGCCGUUCUAACUCAGUGAAUUAUGCAAAAAGUUACAGUUAAUUGAACGGAUUAAGAAAGAUGUCAUUGCCAAAGUUUUUUUCACAUGCUACAUUGAGAAGUAUCAAGGAGUUCUCAAAGUAUCAUUAAAAUAUCAUACAAAUUGUAGAACUUUAAAAAUUAUGAAUUAUAAAAAUGAAUAAAUUAUUAAACUAUUGUUAAGAAAUGAACUGUAGAUUCUCUUGAAAUACAAAGGAAUAACAUAGUUUAGACUGCUCUGGUAGAACAAGAUAGAACUGAAAAAAACUGUUUUUCUGGUAUAUGAAAAGAACUUGGACACCCUGUUGAUGUGCUAAUAACCCCAGCUGGUAUUUGUCUCAGUGGAAAUAAACAAUACGUUUAAAUGAAAUAUGAUCAUUUAUGAGCCCUGGAUUAAGAAAUAUCAUAAUUUGUUAUUGAAAAAGCAGGUGUUUUCGAGAAAGUCAGUACACUAAGUUCAACAAUGAAAUAGUACGAAUGAAUUGUAAUUACUUUACAAUAGACUCAUAUUGUAAUUCAUCCCAUAUGUACCACCAGUUUCACAUAAUAGAC
Owenia fusiformis is the source of this 1840-nucleotide messenger RNA. Lineage: Eukaryota; Metazoa; Annelida; Polychaeta; Sabellida; Oweniidae. The record is from the annotation of a GenBank genome assembly.